AGCAUGACGCAUUGAGUUCGCACAGUCCCUCGCGCUUCCUUUUCCAGCGGCGCCUGCGAUCAUGGCGGACGUUGUGGCGGAGCAGAUACUGGAGCCGAAACCUCUCCAGGGUCGGGAGUUAAACGGAGAGGCGGGGGACGGGGACGAAGCCGACCCGGUAGAUGAGACGGCAAAAAAGAAGAAAAAGAAGAAGAAGAAGAACAAGACUGCUAGCGUAGCUGUAGAAAACGUUGAAGUGGCCGAAGUGACCAAGCAGCUGGAAAACCAGGCUAUAGAGGAGAAAGAAGAGGAAGAUGGAGAUGAUGGGGAAAACUCUGCAGGGAAAAAGAAGAGAAAGAAAAAGAAGAAGAAAGGAUCCAAAACUCAAACCGAUCCCCCAUCCGUUCCCAUCUGCGAGUUAUACCCCGGUGGAUCAUUUCCCAUCGGACAGGAGUGUGAAUAUCCUCCUUCUCAGGACGGUCGCAGUGCGGCGUGGCGCAUGACCAGCGACGAGAAGCGGGUCAUGGACAAAGCCAACGAGGAGAUGUGGAAUGACUUCAGGCAGGCGGCUGAGGCGCACAGACAGGUCCGCAAGCACGUCCGCAGCUUCCUGAAACCCGGCAUGACCAUGAUUGAAAUCUGCGAGCGUCUGGAGGAUUGUUCCCGAAAGCUGAUAAAGGAGAACGGGCUGAACGCCGGCCUGGCCUUCCCCACCGGCUGCUCCCUCAACCACUGUGCUGCCCACUACACUCCCAACGCCGGGGACGCCACCGUCCUGCAGUAUGACGACGUCUGCAAGAUUGACUUCGGCACUCACAUCAACGGCCGAAUCAUCGACUGUGCCUUCACCGUCACUUUUAACCCCAAAUAUGACAAGCUGCUGGAGGCCGUGAAAGACGCCACAAAUACUGGAAUCAAGAAUGCCGGCAUUGACGUGCGUCUCUGUGACGUCGGGGAGGCGAUCCAGGAGGUGAUGGAGUCGUACGAGGUGGAGCUGGAUGGGAAGACGUACCAAGUGAAGCCCAUCCGGAACCUGAACGGUCACUCCAUCGGCCAGUACCGAAUACACGCGGGAAAGACUGUGCCUAUCGUCAAAGGAGGCGAAGCGACGAGGAUGGAGGAGGGAGAGGUUUACGCCAUCGAGACGUUUGGCAGCACAGGUAAAGGCAUGGUCCACGACGACAUGGAGUGCUCUCACUACAUGAAGAACUUCGAUGUCGGCCACGUCCCCAUCAGGCUGCCCAGGGCGAAGCACCUCCUGAAUGUUAUCAAUGAGAACUUCGGCACGCUGGCGUUCUGCCGGCGCUGGCUGGACCGCCUGGGCGAGAGCAAAUACCUGAUGGCCCUUAAGAACCUGUGUGACCUGGGCAUAGUGGACCCUUACCCCCCACUCUGCGACACCAAGGGCUGCUACACCGCUCAGUUCGAGCACACCAUCCUGCUCAGGCCCACGUGCAAGGAGGUGGUCAGCCGUGGAGACGACUACUGACGAGCCAACCCAUGACCAGAAUAGAGACGCAGCAGAGAGGAGGUUCAGGAGGACGAAGGUGUGAUGGACUCAAAGAAGUUGCAAAGGAUGCCAAGCGAUGCUGUAGUCUGCCCAUGAUGCUCCGCACUCAGCUUUUAAAGAGGGACAAGCAUUCUUCUGGGUUCUUUAUUAUCAACCACAUCUGACCGGGUCAGCGGUGGCAGAAGCUUCGUGCUUUCCCCCUUGAUCGGCAGACUUCUGUUUUUCAAAACAUAACAUUCAAACAGUUCAUUUCUCAAAGCUGCCAUUGAUGUCAAAUCAUUUCCUGUUUACGGAGCAGAGGUGGCUGCGGAUGCCUUUCUCCGACCCCCUUUCGGUUUCUGUGGAUUCAGGCUGAGCCUCGUAUGAGGGGUCAACAAGACAGCUUUAACACAUGUUCAGGUGGAUGCAUGGCCAGAAAUGUGUGUACAGACUUUUCGUAAAUAAUGCUUGGAGUGUUGAAGUAAUAAAGCAGCAUCAUGACAGACAUCUGCAGCUGUAUGUCUGGCUUCUGUUGCUAUGGGGGACUCUGCACUCUCGGCCCUCCGGCCUUAGUUUGAUACUUUUACAACCUCUCUGCGAUGGAUGGCUGCUGAUACUGUCUGUUCCCAGUAGAAGUGCUUCGUUUUCAACUUGGAAAUGGUUUUGUAAGAAAAACAAAUUAUUAAAGUUAUUGUUGCUCCUUCUG
This is a messenger RNA of Oryzias latipes (Japanese medaka), 2174 nucleotides long. Its product is annotated as methionine aminopeptidase 2. Gene Ontology annotation, molecular function: metalloaminopeptidase activity. Gene Ontology annotation, cellular component: cytoplasm. Gene Ontology annotation, biological process: proteolysis. The record is from RefSeq and is a predicted model, not a curated record. Lineage: Eukaryota; Metazoa; Chordata; Actinopteri; Beloniformes; Adrianichthyidae.